AUGCGAGUGCUCUAUUGGAAUAUCAAUGGGGUGGCGAAGGUGGAUGCUGGUUUGAAGUUGCGUGAGUUAGUUAAUGUUUUUAAGCCGGUUAUACUUUGUAUUGCUGAGCCGAAAAUUCCUUAUUCAGAUGGUGUUAUGUUGAGGAUUACUUUAGCCGGUUUUGUAAAAAAGGCAGUUCAUAAUUCUUCUUCAAGUUCUAUAGGUAAUCUUUGGAUUCUUUGGAGUGAGGAUAUUGAAGAGCCAGUGGUGUUAAAUAUGACUAGACAGGCCAUUAAGCUCUCUGCGGUGGAUUCUACAACUCCUUGGCUGGUUAUUGGUGACUUUAACUGUGUUCUUCGUAAUGAGGAGAAGAAAGGGGGUAGAGAAACUCUUACUUCUAGUGCUAAUCAAUUCAGUGAUUGGAUGGAGGAAAAUAGUCUUUUUGAGGCGGAUUCUUUGGGAUCUAAGUUCACUUGGACUAAUGGUCAAUCGGGGGUGCGAAGAAUUAUUAACAAGUUGGAUCGUGCUAUUAUUAAUGAACCUUGGUUAACUAAGUUUUCAAAUUGGCGGUGUAAAGCUCUUCCUAGGGAAGUUUCCGAUCAUUCGACCCUUAUUGGUUAUCCUUUUGUUUCUCCUAGACCAAGACGUGCUCCUUUCAGAAUUCAGAAAAUGUGGUUUACGCAUCCUGAUUUUUUGAGAAUGGUUGAGGCUUCUUGGAAUGCUCCGGUGUAUGAAGUGGCUAGUAGGAAUUCGGAUGAGGAUCUGUUUGAUACUUCUAAGCAGAAUGUGAUGAAAGAUGCGCUGGUGGCUGUCCAUGAGGUGCGUAUGCAGCAACAUAUUAUGUUAAAGCAAAAGUCUCGCAACAAAUGGAUUUUGGAGGGUUCUAGUAAUACUUCUUACUUUCAUAGUACUAUCAAGACCCGCAUAAGUGCCAAUACUAUUUCGGAAUUGGUGACAGGUGAUGGGUCUCUUAUCAAUGAGCCGGACCAAUUAAGAGACCAUGUUGUUUCUUAUUAUGAGAACAAAUUUAAUGGGGAAGAUUCACUGAUUGAGGAUCACUUGUUUGAGUAUAAUCAUAAUUAUAUAUCUUUUGAGGAAAGGCAGAUGUUGGAUUCAACUCCUUCAAUGGAGGAAAUUAAGGCGACGGUUUUUGAUUUAGGUCCGGAUAGUGCUCCAGGUCCGGAUGGAUUCUUGGGGUGUUUUUAUAGACACUGUUGGGAUUUAAUUCAUCAAGAUAUAGAUAAGGCUAUUAUUUUUUGCUGGAAUAACAAAUAUAUUCCUAAUGGGGCCAACUCUAAUCUAAUUCUUUUGUUGGCUAAGGUGAGAGGUGCGGACAGUUUAAGAAAAUAUAGACCAAUUGGUCUAAGUAAUUUUUUCUUUAAAAUUUGUACUAAAAUUCUGGCAACUAGACUUGGUAAAGUCUUGGAUAAUUUGGUCUCGGAGGAACAAGUGGCUUUUAUGAAGGGGAUGAAUAUUCAUGAAAACAUUAGUUUGGCUUCGGAGAUGGUGAAUGAGCUGCACAUUAAAAGGAAUGAUGGUAAUCUGGGUCUCAAACUUGAUAUUUCUCAGGCUUUUGAUACGGGAAAUAUGAAGAGUCUGACAAACUUGGUGAAGCUUCUUGAGGAUUAUCAACGUGCUUCUGGUCAGCGUGUAUGUAGGGAUAAGAGUGCCAUGUGCAUUGGUUUGGGCAUUGCUUCGAAUUAUCUAGCGGAGUUAUAUGGUAUUCUUGUGGGUCUGGAGUGGGCUACUCAAUGGGGUUAUAGGCGAGUUGUGAUUCGAUCAGACUCUAGUAGUGUGAUAACAUCUUUGGAGAUGGACAAUGUGCGCUGGUUUGCACAACAGAGGUGGACUGAUAUUAAGAAGUUGUAUGAUUCUAUUAGGUUUGUGCACACAUUUCGUAAGGUGAACUUUGCAGCUGAUGGCAUGGAUAAGCGUGGAUGUUUAUUAGAAGAUGGUGUGGGUUUACAUUUUGUUGGUCGCCCAGUUUUCUUGCAUUUUAUUGAAUUCCCAAAUCAAUCGCUGGUGGAGUGA
Molecule: messenger RNA, 2010 nt
Organism: Papaver somniferum (opium poppy)
Lineage: Eukaryota; Viridiplantae; Streptophyta; Magnoliopsida; Ranunculales; Papaveraceae
Exons: 6
Coding region: 1-2010 (669 amino acids)
Molecular function (GO): RNA-DNA hybrid ribonuclease activity; nucleic acid binding
Source: RefSeq, a predicted model, not a curated record